GGAAGUGAUUCUUUCAAAGGAGGCGAAAAUACAAUAUGCGCCGAGUCAGCAGCCGGUUGCUUGAAGCCGAACCGCUGCCAGAAGAACAGGAGACUGAAGGGGAGCGGCAAUUGCACAACCUUCUAAGGCAGCAGUUGGACACCUCUGUUGACUUCCAGCAAUGUUUAGCAAAGAAAAGAUGUUUUGCACCAGCAGCACUGUACAAGCCUUUUGGAGAGCAGGCCGCAGGUGUGCGCAGCCUGUCUCAAUUUCAGGUUCUUCAAGAUCAGGAAAAGGAGUUUGCACAGCUAAGGGAUCUUGGACUCACUGAUUCUGAGAUAGAAUUAUGGCUGAAUAAGGAGACAAAACAGAAGAAUCUCAAUGAUACGGGACUCGCGACUGAGCCAAGUGCAGUUGAAGACCGUUUGAGAUGUAUCAAAGAGAAAAUUACCCAGCACAAGCAACUGCUAGAUCUACCCCAGAGGUUUGCAGGAAGUCGUGGGCUAAGUCGGAGAGAAAUGGAGAUUGAAAAGGCCAUGUUUCAGGGUGAAGAUCGGCAUAGCUUUCUUCGGUCUCUAUACCAUCAUGAUAAGAACGUUAUAAGUGAAGGGAGUGAAAGCAGCCCUUAUCAUAAUCUGGACAUCGUGUCCAAGGAUUUAAAAUCAACAGCUGUUCAACAAUCCUCUUUAGUUUUUGAAAGGAAACCAAAGCUUUCAACUUGUAACCAAAGUGAGGUCAGUCCCUCUAGAACAGAAUGUUUGGAAAGUACAUCUAAAGACAAAAUAUGUAACCCGCCAAAAGCACAAGAAAGUGAAGAAUUUAUUGGACCCAGAAGGCUUGACCUCCGCCAUCCAAUUGGAAAGCUAAAUGCUAGCACAGUGGAAUGCCCACUAAAAGUGACCGAGGAAGUGCAGUCAAUUUCAGAGGAAGAGAUAAAGAGAAACAAACUCACCACAGAAGAGAUCCGACAGAUUCCCAAGUUUCAGAACUACCAUCCAGGCUUGCCAUCUAAGGUGCUGUAUUUGAAGAACCUCAGCCCACGAGCAACACUUUCCCACCUCAUCUCGCUCUUCUCCGUAUACCAGAGCCCAGCUAGCCCUCCACUUCUAUAUCGCCUGUUAACAGGACGCCUCAAAGGGCAGGCUUUUAUCACUUUUCCAGACCUUGAAACAGCGACUAAGGCCCUGGAGCUGGUGAAUGGAUAUCAUUUGUUGGGAAAACCAGUCAUUAUUGAGUUUGGGAGGGGUAGCAAUAGUUUUACUUCUUCUCAGACCUCUGGCAGACAACCUGCUGAAAACAUCACUACAGACUCUAAAGAAAUACCCUGAUUUCAGUUGGUUUUAAUAUCUCAACAGAAUGAUGGAAAUUCCAAUAUUUUGAUUAUUUUUGAAAACUGUUUUGAGUUUGCUUAAGUUUAAACACAUGUAAUUUAUUUUCAUUUAAUAUAUUCCAUUUUCCAAGUGAA
This is a messenger RNA of Polypterus senegalus (gray bichir), 1444 nucleotides long. RefSeq names its product RNA binding motif protein 41 (gene rbm41). Gene Ontology annotation, cellular component: U12-type spliceosomal complex. Lineage: Eukaryota; Metazoa; Chordata; Cladistia; Polypteriformes; Polypteridae. Bases 36 to 1307 code for a protein of 423 amino acids. Gene Ontology annotation, biological process: mRNA splicing, via spliceosome. The transcript is spliced from 8 exons. The record is from RefSeq and is a predicted model, not a curated record. Gene Ontology annotation, molecular function: U12 snRNA binding; pre-mRNA intronic binding.